UCUAAUCAAAAAAACACUCUCUUUCCAGUUUCUCUUUCCAAUUAUUCUUACCAAUUUCUCCCUCAAUAGUCGCUACACACUACGUAACUACAAUGUCCUUUGAACGCGAAGAACCAAACUAUUACGGUGCUGGGCCGGCUCUUUUACCGACAGAUGUCCUCCAGCAGGCUGCGUUAGACUUGAUCAACUACCAGAACCUUGGCUUGGGAGUGGGUGAGAUCUCUCACCGCUCAAAGCAGGCAGUUUCUAUUGUUGAUGAAACCAAAGUAAACCUCACCAGGCUCUUAGCCAUUCCAGACACCCAUGAGGUGUUUUUUAUGCAGGGCGGUGGUACCAGCGGGUUUUCAUCUUCUGCCGCUAACUUGAUGGCUGCGUACGCGAAGCGCACGGGGAAGAAGGGCAAGGCUGCGUACGCGGUUACUGGCACCUGGUCUAAGAAGGCGUACGAAGAGGCACUCAGAUUGGGGUUCGAGGCUGAGGCUGUGGUGGAUGUGAAGAAGCAGAACGGCAAGUUCGGAGAUAUCCCACCAACCAGUGAAUGGAAGCCAGUCAACAGCGAUUACGCCUAUUUGUACUACUGCGAUAACGAAACUGUCAACGGGAUCGAGUUCCAGCAGGUUCCAGAGGCGUACGCUGCAGGCGUGGAGAUUGUGGCGGACAUGUCCUCUAAUUUCUUGUCACGCAAGAUUGACGUCAGCCAGUACGGGUUGAUUUUAGCGGGGGCCCAGAAGAAUGUCGGUUUGGCCGGGUUGUCGAUCUACAUCAUCAAGAAGAACUUGUUAGAGCAGGCUGGCGACGAAGAAUUGAAGCAAUUGGGCGUGCCGUUAUCCCCAAUCGCAUUCCACUACCCAACAGUCGUCCAGAACAACUCUGCCUACAACACCAUUCCGAUCUUCACACUCCACAUCAUCAACUUGGUCUUGAAGAAGUUGUUGGCGCAGGGCGGGCUUGCCGUGCAGGAAGCCACCAACGGCCGCAAGGCUGCCGCUUUGUACUCGGUCUUGGACAGUUACCCGCAGCUCUUCAAGUUACCUGUCGCGACCGGCGUCCGCUCCAAGAUGAACAUUGUUUUCACAAUCGAGGGUGAAGGUAAUGAAGAUGAGUUUUUGAAGUUGUCCGGUGCCCGUGGUUUGACCGGGUUAAAGGGCCACAGGUCUGUUGGUGGCAUGAGAGCGUCGUUGUACAACGCUGUUACCGAAAAGAGUGUUCAGUCAUUGGUUGAUUUUACCAAGGAGUUUGCUGAGUCCAGGAAAUAGAAAUAGAUAAGCUUGAUAAUGAACGGACCGGAAAUGUAGGUUUGGAGAAGCGGUGGGUCUGGAAUGCGGCAGGCACGAGAGGAGCAAAAGUGGCAGGACCGGAAACGGCUAUAAAGUGCUAUAUCUAAUGCGUCUGAAGUGAACAGCGUCAGUAUCAGCGGCUUCCAGUUAAAGCAUCCAUGCUUGGUAGAGAACUAGAGGAGAUAAGACGUUGUAUAUGAGAUCACGGAUAUCUGUAUCUUUACAUAGUAUAGGAGAGCCUUAAACCAGCAGAGUUCGACUUCGUUUUAGGAGAAGGGGUACACAGAGUAUGG
Messenger RNA from Babjeviella inositovora NRRL Y-12698, 1570 nucleotides. It is a transcript of the gene SER1, whose product is annotated as O-phospho-L-serine:2-oxoglutarate transaminase. The record is from RefSeq and is a predicted model, not a curated record. Gene Ontology annotation, molecular function: pyridoxal phosphate binding; O-phospho-L-serine:2-oxoglutarate transaminase activity. Gene Ontology annotation, cellular component: cytoplasm. The coding region runs from base 93 to 1256 and encodes 387 amino acids. NCBI's taxonomy places the organism in Eukaryota, Fungi, Ascomycota, Pichiomycetes, Serinales. Gene Ontology annotation, biological process: L-serine biosynthetic process. The transcript has a single exon.